UGCUGGUGCGCUACCCCGUGCAGCCCGAGGUUAAUAUUCCGCAUCGCUCUCACCUGCCCAGGUCGCGGGGCCGCGAGACCGCGGGAAGGACUUCCGGCAGAGUCCGGAGCGGGGCGGAGAUGGUGGAGAGUGGUACCUCGUUAAACCAGAAUUUGUUGGAUGUUUUCGAGUCAGUGGUCUUUGAGGAUGUAGCUGUGGACUUCACCCCAGAGGAGUGGGCUUUGUUGGAUCCAGCUCAGAGGAACCUCUACAGAGAUGUGAUGCUGGAGACCUUCAGGAACCUGGCCUCAGUGGGAGAAAACUGGAAAUGCCAUAGCAUUGAAGAUCAGCACAAGAACCAGGGAACACAUUUGAGAUGGCGUGUGGUGGAGAUACCCUCAGAAAAUAAUGAAAGUAAUCAAUGUGGAGAAACCAACCAGAUUUCCAAUCUUAUUGUACAUAAGAGACUUUCUACUGGAGUAAAAUCCUAUGAAUACAAUAAGUUUGAAAAACCCAUCAUGGAUUCUUCAUCCCUCAAGAGUCCCAUAGCAUCAUCUCAACAUGGACAAAAACCCUAUCAGUGUAAGGAAUGUGGGAGAACCUUUAUUUCUUACUCAUCAUUUGGGGCACACAUAAGAGCUCACACUGAAGAGAAACCCUACGCAUGUAAAGAAUGUGGAAAAGCCUUUAUAUAUUUCUCCAAACUUAGAGUCCAUAUAAGAACUCACACUGGAGAGAAGCCUUAUGAAUGUGAAAAAUGUGGGAAAACCUUCAGAUCUCCCUCAAACCUUUGGACACAUAGAGAAACUCAUACUGUUGAGAAACCCUAUGCUUGUAAAGAAUGUGAGAAAUCCUUCUCUUCUCCCUCUUCUCUUAGAAAACAUGUGAAUGUUCACAGUGCAGAAAAAGCCUAUGAAUGUAAGGAAUGUGGAAAAGCCUUCCUUCCUUCUUUUUACCUGAUCAUACAUGCAAGGAUGCACACUGGAGAGAAAGCCUAUAGAUGUGUGGAAUGUGGGAAAGCCUACAGCUGGCCCUCAGACCUUAGGAUUCACAUAAGGACACACUCUGGAGAAAAGCCUUAUGAAUGUAAACAGUGUGGAAAAUCUUUCAGUUCUCCUUCAUCCUUUAAGGGACAUUUGCGAACUCACACUGGAGAGAAACCUUACGCAUGUAACAAAUGUGGGAAAGCCUUCAGUAGUCCUUCAUACUUUAGAACACAUGUGCGAAUUCACACUGGAGUAAAACCCUAUGUGUGUAAGCAAUGUGGGAAAGCUUUCAGUUGGUCAUCAUCUUUUCGAGGACAUUUGAGAACUCACAGUAGAGAGAAACCGUAUGAAUGUAAGGAAUGUGGUAAAGCCUUCAGUAGGCUUUCAUCCUUACAAAGACAUGUGAGAAUUCACACUGGGGAGAACUCUGAAUGUCAGCAGUGUGAGAAAGCCUUCUAUACUCCCCUAUCCUUAAAGAAAACACAUGGAAACUCAGGAAGGAAGGAAACUCCAUGCCAGUUCCAAUGAUGGAAGGCCUGCAUGCAGUUUACAUGUAUUGUGCACCACAAACUGCAUAGCAUUGGAAAAUAUUUACAAAGGUCUUGGAUAUACUGUUGGCUUUAUUAGUGCCUUAUUCUUAAAGUAGAUCCCUAUCACAUUAUUUCCAGUUCUUUAUGAGGAUAACAUCUAGGAGAUAAUAAUUCUUUAAGUAUUACUUUGCCAGGGCUGCCCUAACAGAUCGCCACAAAGUUGGUGGCUUAAAGAAACAAAUGUAUCCUCUUUCAGUUCUGGGUACUAGAAAUUGGAAAUCAGGCGUUAUUAGGGUUGGUUCCUCAUGAGGGUUCUGAAGAAGAAUCAGAUCCACGUGCUCUACAAACUUCCAGUGGCUACAGCAAUCCCUGGUGUUCUUGGCUUGUGGACGCCAUCAUUUAUUUAUUUACUUAUUUAUUUUUUGGGCCACACUGUGAGACAUGCAGGAUCUUAGUUCCCUGACCAGGCAUUGAAACUGCGCCCCCUGCAGUGGAAGCACAGAGUCCCAACCACUGGACUGCCAGGAAGUCCCAGUAGACACAAGCAUGCAUCAUUCCAAUUUCUGUCUUAAUUUUUUUAAAUUAAUUAAUUUAAUUUUGGCUGCAUUGGGUCUUCAUUGCUGCGUACAGGCCUUCCCUAGUUGUGGCGAGC
Delphinapterus leucas (beluga whale) is the source of this 2147-nucleotide messenger RNA. The record is from RefSeq and is a predicted model, not a curated record. Lineage: Eukaryota; Metazoa; Chordata; Mammalia; Artiodactyla; Monodontidae.